AUGUCUUCGCCAAACUAUCUCGAGUCUUCGCCCGUCUCUUUGAGCUCGCAGCGCCGCCGCAAAUCCGCUUUCUCAUACCGGCAGCUGUCCCAAUUAGCCUCCUCUGCUACAUCAUGUCCGUUACGCGUCAUUGCCCACAUCGACCUGGAUGCCUUCUACGCGCAAUGCGAGAUGGUCCGCUUGGGCAUCCCGCCAGAUAAACCUCUUGCCGUUCAACAGUGGCAGGGACUUAUCGCCAUCAACUACCCAGCACGUGCCUUCGGCCUAAAUCGACAUGUUACCAUCACCGAGGCAGUUAAGCUAUGUCCGGGCCUGAUCAUGCAACAUGUUGCGACAUGGAAAGAAGGAGAUGAGAAGUGGGCAUACCACGAAGACUCGUUCAAGAACAUGGCUACACACAAGGUCAGCCUUGACCCUUACAGACUCGAGAGCAGGAGGAUCCUGGCCGUCAUCAAGGACCACCUGCCAGCCUCCCCUGUGUCCAAGGUGGAAAAGGCUAGCAUUGACGAGGUCUUCUUAGACUUGUCAACUCACGUACAUGGUAUCAUGCUCGAAAGAUUUCCAGAGCUGAAAGGCCCGCCACCUUAUGAUGACCCCACGGAACAACUGCCCAGACCUCCAACAACUGCCUUGGAGUGGGACACAGACGCCUUGGUCGAUUUAGACUCUACCGAGACCGAAGACGACGAUCCAGAUUGGGACGAUGUUGCAAUGGUCAUCGCUUCGGAGAUUGUACGAGGCGUUCGAGCGAAGAUCUACGAAGAGCUGAAGUACACAUGUUCCGCGGGCGUUGCACGAAACAAGAUGCUUGCUAAACUUGGUUCUGCUCACAAAAAGCCAAAUCAACAAACUAUCAUUCGUAAUCGAGCUGUGCAACACUUCUUGAGCGACUUCAAAUUUACCAAAAUCAGGAAUCUCGGUGGUAAGCUGGGAGAUGAGAUUGUCGCCGCGUUUAGUACGGAUACGGUCAAAGACCUGCUCGAGGUGCCUGUGGAACAACUCAAGAAGAAAUUAGGUGACGACACUGGCACCUGGCUCUACAACAUCAUCCGUGGAGAAGACCAUGGUGAAGUCAACCCUCGGACGCAGAUCAAGUCAAUGCUCAGUGCAAAGUCAUUCCGCCCUUCAAUAAACACUCUAGAAACGGCCGUGAGAUGGAUUCGCAUCUUUGUCGCUGACAUAUUCUCUCGACUAGUCGAGGAAGGCGUGUUGGAGAACAAGAGGCGGCCGAAGACACUUAACCUUUACCACAGACAAGGUGCACAAACAAGGAGUAAGUCGGCUUCAAUACCUAUGGGAAGGACCAUGGACGAAGCUCUUUUGUUUGAUGCCGCCAAAGGGCUACUUGCUCAAGUCAUCGCGGAUGGUCGAGCAUGGCCAUGUGCGAAUCUCUCGUUAAGCGUCAGCGGCUUCGAGGAAGGUGUGACUGGAAACAAAGGUAUUGGUGGAUUCUUGCUGAGGGGUGAUGAUGCGAAAGCGAUAUCUGCUGCCCUCAGGGAGUCGUCAAAACCACGUAAUCCGGAGACGCCUCCUCCCAGCAAGCGCAGACGAGUGGAGGAGAGUGGUAUACAACGAUUCUUUGGAGCCAGACAGGAAAGCUCCGGUGCUGUCUCCGAGAAAGAAGAACGAGAAGACUUCAGGGAAGAGGCAGAAGAGGCUCACAGUCCCUUUGACAUUCCUCCAUCGGCACAAUUACGAUCGGACGAUGUGUCAAGAUCGCAUGCAGGAGAGCAGCGAGUCGAGUCGACUAAAGACAAUGGACGGUACACCUGCUCUCGUUGCAACAGCUCUUUACUGGUCACUGAGCAAGGCGAACAUGAUGAUUGGCACUUCGCAAAGGAUCUGGCUGCUGACCUUGCAGCGGAGGAAAGAACAAGUUCUGCAGCGCGGGAGCAGAGUCGUCCCCCGAGUACGAGUUCGAGUAAGAAUCCAGCCGCUCAACCCAAGAACAAAGGGAGAGAACGACCACCAAAUGUAGCAAAGGCAGAGAAGGGGCAGAAGAAGUUAAAGUUUGGAUAA
Molecule: messenger RNA, 2019 nt
Organism: Aureobasidium subglaciale EXF-2481
Lineage: Eukaryota; Fungi; Ascomycota; Dothideomycetes; Dothideales; Saccotheciaceae
Exons: 1
Coding region: 1-2019 (672 amino acids)
Biological process (GO): response to radiation; error-prone translesion synthesis
Cellular component (GO): nucleus; site of double-strand break; replication fork
Molecular function (GO): damaged DNA binding; DNA-directed DNA polymerase activity
Source: RefSeq, a predicted model, not a curated record